Messenger RNA from Fusarium redolens, 1004 nucleotides. RefSeq lists its product as uncharacterized. The record is from RefSeq and is a predicted model, not a curated record. The transcript has 2 exons. NCBI's taxonomy places the organism in Eukaryota, Fungi, Ascomycota, Sordariomycetes, Hypocreales, Nectriaceae. Bases 244 to 585 code for a protein of 113 amino acids.
UGACCAGGCCAAUACAGUACCUCCGUGAAAACACCUUCUGCCUUGCGGCCCUCAAUGCCUCAAAUAUUAAGUUUUGUCUGUCUCCAUAUGCCCGAUAAAGGGAAAGCCGGCAAGUGGAGUAUCUAAACCGCGGCAACGCUUUUACCUCAGGGCGUCAUUAAAAUUGAAAACCAGGAACAGGCCAUAAACCGAAAAGGUCAACAGCUCUUAUUCCAAGCCAGAGGCUUUCAAUUUUUCAACGUCAUGUCACCUUGCUCUCUUAUCUUCAAGUUCGCCGUAUUCUUCAUUUUUCGAGCAAUGGCAUUUCUCUCUCCGCGAGAUGCAAUCCAUGUCGAUGAUAUUGAGCGCUACGACGCGUUUAUGAAAACACUUGCCGGGAAUCAGUAUCUGCAUACUUACCCGAAGAAUCAAGUUAUCAAACUCGAUGUCUACGAGCAUCCAUCUGAUGAGCUUGUCCUAUCUGGUGAAUUCAAGCCAAGCGCCAAGGCCGAUGCAUAUUGGGAACAGGAGGAUAAAUUCGAAAAAAAGUUUCUGGGACGGCAAGAAUGCCCUGGGGAGGAUGUAUCAGAAUUCACGAUGGCGUAGCCUCCUGUACGGAAGGAUGCAGGUGCACGCGAUAUGUAAUAUUGCGUGUGUACUAGAUAAUCAGACUGUCAAUUUGUUAAGGUGAAUUGAAGUGAGAAUGAAUUUGUAUUUGUAUGAUAUUUUAAUAAUUAUAAAGUAAUACCCUUCAUAGCUAACCAGCCUUUUGCUUCAGUAAGGCCCAUUAACGAUGUUAGACAUAUCUUGCCAAAAGCAUCAAUGUCAUCUUUCUGGGCAUCGUGAAUUAUUAUCUCCAAGAAAUUCGGCCUAAAACUCAUCAGCUGUAAAUCCCAAGACCAAGCUUGAUAUGCAGCUUACGCGCCGACGUUUAUCACAAAGUGUUUUUUAUUUCGCCACGCCAGUGCAAAGUCAACUGGAUCCUGCGCGUUCCAUAAAUGAGCAGACAUGGUAACAGAGCGAUU